Entrophospora candida is the source of this 1180-nucleotide messenger RNA. The record is from the annotation of a GenBank genome assembly. Lineage: Eukaryota; Fungi; Glomeromycota; Glomeromycetes; Entrophosporales; Entrophosporaceae.
UCCAAGCGAUAAAGAAAUUAGAAAUAAAAAAAUGAGAAAAAAAUAUAAUGUGGGGGGGGAUGCUACUCUGACUGAAGACCAAAUCAAUGAGUAUUGUUAUAAAGUAGCCAUUGGGGAAAUAAUCGAAAGUUCAAUUAAUGUAAACGAACAAAAUCUGAACAAUACCCAAAAUCCCGAAAAUAAUAUUCUGAAAUAUGUUGAUACUCUUUUACUUCCAAAAACUAAUUUUCCGCUCAAAAAUACUAAUCAUUUGGAAAGUGAAAAAAAAAUUAGAGAAUUUUGGGAAGAAAAAAAAAUUUAUCAGCAAGUAUUAGAAAAGAAUAAAAAUAAUCAGCCUUUCGUUCUUCAUUCCGGUCCACCUUAUGCCAAUGGUAAACUCCAUAUCGGACAUUUUUUAAAUUUUCUAAUUAAGGACAUUAUUGUCCGUUUUCAGGCCAGUCAAGGAAAAUAUACUCCUUUUUUGCUGGGAUGGGAUACCCAUGGAUUACCAAUCGAACACAAAAUGAUUCAGGCUCACCAAGGGCAAAAAAUUAACUUACGGCAAGCAUGCCAUAACUUUGCCUUAGAACAGGUUCAAAUCCAAAAAGAACAAUUAAAAAAAUUAGGGCUUUUUACUGACUAUGAGAAAUAUUAUAUUACGCUUGACAAAGAAUACGAAGCCGAACAAAUUAGAAUUUUUGGAGAAAUGGUGAAAAAAGGUUUGGUUUAUCAAGGUUUUCGACCAAUUUACUGGUCUUGCGGACAUGAAACUGCCCUGGCCGAAGCCGAAACAGAAUAUUUAGAAAAAAAGGAUACUUCUCUUUAUUUUAAAAUCAAGUUGACUGAAAAGGUUUUUGGCAAAGAAAAUGUUAAUCUUUUGAAAAAAUUUUAUGGGGAAGAAUUAUUAGGUAAAUAUUAUAUUCAUCCUUAUCGAAAAGACCUUAAAGGAUAUAUUACAGAUGGGAGCGAUUUUAUUGAGGAAGGAGAAGGAACAGGGAUAGUCCAUUUAGCACCGGCUUUUGGAGCCGAGGAUUUUAUGGCAGCAAAAAAAGAAAAAUUGAUAAUUGAAUGUCCGCUUGAACCGAAUGGAACUUUUAACGAAAAAAUUGUAAUUCCGGAGAUAACCGGCAAGAAUUACACAGAAGUAAAUGAUUACGUAAUUACCGAUUUAGAAAAGAAAAAUUUAAUAGUAAAAAAAGAA